This is a messenger RNA of Trichomonas vaginalis G3, 1170 nucleotides long. Its product is annotated as temperature-gated cation channel protein. The coding region runs from base 1 to 1170 and encodes 389 amino acids. The record is from RefSeq and is a predicted model, not a curated record. Lineage: Eukaryota; Parabasalia; Trichomonadida; Trichomonadidae. The transcript has a single exon. Gene Ontology annotation, molecular function: protein binding.
AUGAGUGAAGAAUAUAAUGAACUUAUGAAUAAAUACAAGGAUUAUAUUGAUCUUACAGAUGCAAUAUAUAAGCUGAAAACAUUAGACGAAGAUAAAAUCAACGAAAUCUAUAAUGAAAUCAAGAGUAAAUUGAUCGAAACAGGAAUCAUUUCAGCAUCUCAGAAUUUUAAAAUGAUCGAAACUGCAAUGAAAUAUAAUAUUUGUUACUUUAAAUCGUACUUUUUAUUACUCCAAAUGUUAUCAAAAGAGUAUAAACUUAACAAAGACAAAUUACUAAACUUGUAUCAAAAACAAUACAAAAUUUUAAAUAUUGAAUCAAAAUAUUCAAUACUCAGAGCAAUUAUGAAUGAUGAUAUUAUAGAAUUUAUUAAACUUGUAGAAAUAGGAGAAUUUGAUCCAUGUCAAAGUGUUAUGUGUCCUUUAUAUCCGUUAUGUAGAAUUUCAAUACUUGAAUUAUGUUGUUACUACGGUUCUGUUGCUUGUUUUAAAUUUUUAAUAACAAAAUUCAAAUUAGAAAUCACUGAAGAAUGUAUUCAAUGUGCAUUUUUGGGUGGAAAUCCAGAUGUAAUGAGUGAAUGUUUUAAAGAGCUAAAAAACACAUUUUUCUUGAUGGAUUUUGCAAUUGCUUCACACAACAUCGAUCUUGUUUCUUUCAUGAUGAAUGAAUAUAAUAAAGAAGUCAAAUUAAUAAAAUCUGGAAAAUUCAAUAAUCUUCAUGCAUUUUUAGUUUAUUAUGAUCAAACAAAAGAUGUCAAUGGUUGUAUGGCUGCAUCGUCUCUUUUUAACAUUCCAUCUCUUUGUGAAUAUUUCAUUUCGAAAGGUGCUGACAUCAAUGCAAGAUAUCUUGGUCGUACAGCUCUUCAUAUGGCAGCAGAAGAAGAUUGUAGCAAAGCAGCAGAAUUUCUUAUUUCAAAAGGCGCCAAUAUGGAGUUAAAAUAUUAUGAUAGAUACACAGCUCUUGAUUUAGCAGCGCAAAAUAAUAGUGUUGAAACAUUACGAAUCCUACUAUUACAUGGUGCAAAUAUAAAUACAAGAGCUGAGUUUGGUAGGACUGCACUACAUCAUGCUGCAGGGUUUAAUAAAAAAGAAGCAUUCGACAUUCUAGUUUCAUUUGGUGCAGAUAUCAAUGCCAAAGAUAACUUUGGUGUAAUUCCACAUAUAUAUUGUUGA